Molecule: messenger RNA, 3056 nt
Organism: Betta splendens (Siamese fighting fish)
Lineage: Eukaryota; Metazoa; Chordata; Actinopteri; Anabantiformes; Osphronemidae
Exons: 7
Coding region: 412-2343 (643 amino acids)
Cellular component (GO): synapse
Source: RefSeq, a predicted model, not a curated record
CCUCUCUGUCUUUCUGCUCCCGCGCUGUCUCUCUCUCUCUCUCUCUCUCUCUCUCUCUCCCCUCACUCGCCCCGUCUUCCCGGCUCAGCUGCUGCCGCCGCCGCUGCUGCUGCUGGAGUGCCGCGGUGGCGUUGGAGGUGGCGGCAGUGAGAUGCGUUGGGGGUUCUCUGGGCUUGAAGGGAGAGCUGGGUAAGCCAAUCUAGACAGCGUACUGAGGGGGAGGAGGGGGGUCUGUGCUCCCCUGUAAGGCUUAGGCAGCAGGAUUUAUCCGUCCGUCUCCAGGAUGAAGCUCUGCUUUAGCGGAAGGGGCGGCGCCGGCCGGGCGCUCGGUAGCCGCGCGGGCCGGACUUAGCCUCCUCCUGUGGGACGCUAGCGCAUAGAGCGGCUCCCGUGGUCGACCCGCGUAAACACAUGAGAGGGAAGGAACACAGGCAAACCAUGAAAAAGAUAUACAUUGGCAAAACCGCCUUAAAAGUCCCUCGAAACGGCGGCAAACACUCGAAAAAGAGCUCGCUGCUGGAGCAGAAGGAGGACCUCCGGAAGAGGCUCUCCUACACCACACACAAGCUGGAGCUGCUGCAGAGCGAGUUCGACUCCACGCGGCAGUACCUGGAGACGGAGCUGCGCCGUGCGCAGGAGGAGCUGGACAAGUUCACGGACAAGCUGCGCAGAAUACAAAGCGGCUACUCAGCGCUGCAGAGGAUCAACCAAGACCUGGAGGAAAAGAUCCACAGAAGCUCUCAGCACCAUGACGACGAGAAGCGAGCGCUGAGCCGGGAGAUCAUCGUCCUCAACAACCACCUGAUGGAGGCCAAGCUCACCAUCGAGAAGCUGCAGGAGGACAACGAGCUGUACAGGAAGGACUGCAACCUGGCCGCUCAGCUUCUGCAGUGCAGGGCGCAGCUCUCUGAGCUGCCGGCGGACUUUCAGGAGAGGCUGACCAUGCACAUGGAGGAGCCUCCUCACUGUCACGCCUACGCCGACUCGGUCCCGGCCUCUCUGAUCGCCAAGGUUCUGGAGAAGCCGGACGAGGACGAGGACGAGGCCUGCAGCAGCAGCCAGGCCUCGCGCUCCCCCAGCCCCCAAACUCAGGAGCACGCUUUUCUUUUGGAGAGCCUGGGUCCCGGCGGGCGCCUGGGGCUCCGCGCCGCCUAUAAGUCCGACCUGUACAGCAGCGACACGGCGCUUUACUGCCCCGACGAGCGGCACCGCGAGCGCAGGCCCAGCAUGGACCUCCACGGGCAGAGGAAGCUGCUGUACGGGCCCCAGAACUCCACCGACAGCACCCCGGAGGAGGGCUCCGUCGGGCUCAGGGCCGGGUUCUCCCAGGAGCACUUUGCCAAGUUCCCCGCCACUCUGGCUGCAGGCUCCAGCUCCUACUCCAGCUUCAGCGGAGGGGGGUCCGAAGACAAAGGCAACGGACCGCCGAGCAGCGCCGCGUCCUCCCCCCACCACCACUCCCUCUACAUGGAGUGGAGGGACGCGGGGGACUACGAGAGGAAGAGCGACUCCUCCUGGGAGCGGGACAGCCCGAGGGGCUUCGCCAACGCCCACCCCUUCCAGCAGGCCGAGCUGGGCCACCACCAGAACGGCAGCUCGCCCGUCUACAGCCGCACCAUGUCCUCCUGUUUCAGCGAGCCCUACGAGCCGCUGCCUCCUUCCUCGUCCCCAAGCGUCGCCUACGGAGACAGUCGCCGCGGCAGCACGUUGGCCCCGGAGGAGGAGGAGCUGAUUGGCCGGUGGAGGCAGCUGAGCGUGGAGGACUUGAGCGCCCACACCUACCGCAGCCCGGGCCGGGCCUCACCCUACAGCUUCUCGGAGCAGCACUUCUCGGUGCGGCCCGCCAAGAUCCGGCUCGGGCCGCUCUACAGCAGCUUCCAGGAGGGGGCGGAUUACUAUCACCACGCGGCCGGCGCCAUGGACCCGGGCUGGGCCGGCGCCAGCCCCAGCCCCGAGUGCAGCCCCGGGCUGCGCCAGGCCCACAGCCAGGCCCACCUGUACCGGGCCGAGGACAGCCAGGAGUCGGAGCACAGCCUCUACCACUCAGGGAGCUCCAAGGACAGGGAGGGCAACGUGGCGGCGGGAGGCCAGAGCGCCGAGUACGCGGACGCCAGCCCAAACAGCUCCACGGAGUCUCUGAACCAGAGGUCUCUGGAGAUGGCCGCGGAGCUGCAGCACUACCAGCUGGAGAUGCACAGCCUGCCGGCGCCGGCGAGCCAGUCGCCGCCGCCGCCGUCGGCCCCGCCCCCUCCCCCGCCCUACAACCAAAAAUUCGGCUCCCUGGGACUCUCCAGGAAGGACAGUCUGACCAAGGCCCAGCUCUACGGAACGCUCCUGAACUGAGCGCUCCGCUCCGGUUCCGGUUGGGAUGUCACACCUGGCGACCAGGUGACGGUCCGACCAUGAGCCGGGAGCCACCGUGUAACUACAAGCGUUUACACUGCGGCUGCUGCACGGCAGCGCCCGACACACAGCCUUCACAUUUCCUAGAAUGUUUAUGGAUCCAAGUCAAAAAUGUACAAAUAGAUACUUAGAACUACAAAGUGACUGAUAUAUUUUGUAUGCAGUAUUACAAAAAUACACCCACAACAAUCACUCAAAACCCAAACCCUCCUGAUGAACUUGUACAUAAAUUAAACACGAUCUGUAAUUUUAAUUGCGAACUGACGCCCGGAUGAACUGCACACGGAUUCGUUUCAGUCAUUACUUUUAAUCAGCUGUGGAAGUGUUGGCCUUUAAAUAUGAAUGUUGAACAACAAAAAUGAGUAAUGAGCACCAUGCAUUUUGUUUUUCUUCCGUUGGUUGAAGUUGACAGUAUCAGUGGGUGUGCUAUAUUGUUAUUGAUGGAACGUUUCAAGGUCUGUCUUAGCGGUCAGUAUUAUUUGCCUUUCGCUCUAUUAUUUAUCCCAUGGAGAGGUUUUCCUGACCCCACUCUACCUCAGAUUUGAAUGCCCUCGCCCCCGUUCAGCCACUGUAACCUUGUUUCUUUAUAUACAAUGCAUGUUUAUAUAUUUUGGUCGUUUUGUUCACCUAAUAAAGCACAAAUUAUACACAUA